Molecule: messenger RNA, 2358 nt
Organism: Schistocerca gregaria
Lineage: Eukaryota; Metazoa; Arthropoda; Insecta; Orthoptera; Acrididae
Gene: Arp3
Product: actin-related protein 3
Exons: 8
Coding region: 323-1579 (418 amino acids)
Biological process (GO): Arp2/3 complex-mediated actin nucleation
Cellular component (GO): actin cortical patch; Arp2/3 protein complex
Molecular function (GO): actin filament binding
Source: RefSeq, a predicted model, not a curated record
GAGUAAAGUUUAUAACUGAGGUGUGAGCCAAAGCGAACGGCAUGUGAGAAUAUUUUAUAGUGGAAGGGGUGGGGGAGAUGCACGUGUAAGAAAUUUGUCUCAGCUGAAACCCAGAUAAAUCAACAACACCUGCAAUCAUGUAGGUGGUGUUGGCUAAAUGCAGAUAGUUGUGAAAUCGUAUUAGAAGGAAAGAUAUACCUACUGUGCAGGAAGGCAGAUUACUGGAGCUGCAAAUGAUUAUCUUUGCAGUAUGAUAUCAGUGCCGGAAGAAGGUGUGGUUUUUGUGCUUAAUUCAUAAUUUACCUAAAUUUUACGUGACAUAAUGGCUGGAAGAUUGCCUGCAUGUGUCAUCGAUGUUGGAACUGGCUAUACAAAACUGGGGUUUGCUGCAAAUAAGGAACCUCAGUUUAUCAUCCCAUCAGCAAUUGCGAUUAAGGAAACUGCAAAAGUUGGUGAUCAAGCUAUUCGCAGGCUGACGAAGGGAGUAGAAGAUUUAGAUUUUUACAUUGGAGAUGAAGCUUUUGAUGCUACUGGAUAUGCUGUAAAAUAUCCUGUUCGUCAUGGUCUGGUGGAGGACUGGGAUUUAAUGGAACGAUUCUUAGAACAGUGCAUCUUUAAAUAUCUACGUGCUGAACCUGAAGAUCAUUAUUUUCUAUUAACAGAACCUCCUCUAAACACACCAGAAAAUCGCGAAUACACUGCAGAGAUAAUGUUUGAAUCAUUUAACGUCCCGGGACUAUAUAUUGCCGUACAAGCUGUAUUAGCUUUGGCAGCCUCUUGGGCAUCACGUUCUGUUAGUGAACGCACACUCACUGGAAUAGUUGUGGAUAGUGGUGAUGGUGUUACACACGUCAUACCUGUGGCAGAUGGUUAUGUAAUAGGAAGCUGUAUAAAACACAUUCCUAUAGCAGGCAGAAACAUAACCUAUUUCAUCCAGUCUUUGCUGAGAGAACGUGAAAUUGGAAUUCCACCUGAACAAUCUCUGGAAACAGCAAAAGCAAUAAAGGAGCGUUAUUGUUAUAUUUGCCCAGAUAUCGCAAAAGAAUUUGCUAAAUAUGAUUCAGAUUCAUCAAAAUGGAUGAAGAAAUAUGAGGGCAUCAACUCUGUCACUAAACAACCAUUUGUUGUGGAUGUGGGCUAUGAGAGGUUUCUCGGACCAGAAAUAUUUUUUCAUCCUGAGUUUUCAAACCCUGACUUUACUAUGCCACUUUCCGAAGUGGUGGAUACUGUGAUUCAGAAUUGCCCUAUUGAUGUACGAAGGCCUCUCUACAAUAACAUUGUGCUUUCUGGAGGUUCCACUAUGUUUCGAGACUUUGGAAGACGUUUACAAAGAGAUAUUAAACGAACAGUUGACGCCAGAUUAAAAUUAAGUGAAGUACUCAGUGGUGGGAGAAUAAAGCCAAAACCUAUAGACGUGCAAGUGGUGUCACAUCACAUGCAGAGAUAUGCAGUUUGGUUUGGCGGAAGCAUGCUUGCAUCCACACCUGAAUUUUACCAGGUUUGUCACACAAAAGCAGCUUAUGAAGAAUAUGGGCCAAGUAUAUGUCGCCACAAUCCAGUUUUUGGAACUAUGACAUAAAUAAUGCACAAACAUUUUUAACAGAGAUAAUUAUUUGAAAAGCAGCAGUACGAUAAAGGUGAAUUUAUUAUUGGAACAGUGAACUCGAGUUAUUCUUAAUUGACAGCCAAAUCCAGUUUAAUUAUGUGGAUUGCUUAUUCAUUGUGAACUUGAAGAUUUAUUUUGGCCUACUUGAUACUGUCUGUUCCUGUCACUAAUUGUAAGGAUGUGUAAUUCAAAACAAAGAGGAUUUUGUUUUUUGUAUUUAAGUAUGUUGAUUGAUUUCAAAGUUUUGUACUCAUAUGCAUGGAAAUGCUAUUGUAAAAACAAAAAAAGCUACUACUAUGAAAAAAAAGUUGCUUUUUUUAUAAUCCUCCAGGUUUUUAUUAUUUACAAGAUAGCUCGCAUUUUUGCUUUUAUAGGUCUUGCUCAUGUGUCAUCAACAACUUUUACUUUUUGUAUAGUGUAUGUAAUUGUGUUUAUAAUAUUCCAAACAAUUCUGUUGCUUGUUGAAAUUUUUGUUCAGCGAAAGAAGUGUUAUGGAGGGAUCUGAUGCAUUUACUUUCCAGGACAGACGGCUGAAGUAAAUGAGAAAUGUUUAUACAAAACUUAAAAGCAUUCCUUAAAGAUGUCAUAUCAUAAUGUUGUUGAAACAUAUAGGGAGAAAAUGUAAUUUAUUCUUUGUCACAGCACGAGAUACAGAAUUAUAAACACGUUGUUAAAACCAGGAAAUGUUUCCUUUUUUCAGGUGAAGUAAAAUAAUAAAUAUGAGUUUCAUGUUUGGUGAGCAGUUGCAGUUA